UGUAUGGAUGUUUGGAUGACUGGUAUGUGUUGUUCCAGAUUUCAUGUUUCAAGAGGCGUUUUUGACGACAUACCGGACUCUACUCACGCCUAUGGAACUGAUCGAUAAACUUCUUUACCGAUACAACAAGUUUAUACUCUUGUCUGAUAUGAGGCAAAGAGCGGCCAGAAAUGCAUUCGCACUACUCGUCCGAGUCGUCGAUGAUAUGUGUAUCGGUGAUUGUAAAGACAAAGUGUUGGAAAUGUUAAUGGAUUUCAUCUACCAAUUGGUAAAUCGGGGUGAUUUGGCGUUGGCUAAAGUGCUUCGCGCCAAAUGCAUCGAAAAGAUGGACCAAAGACACAACGCUCUCAACGCAUCCAAAGUGCUGUUGCCCUCCAUUAACAUCACGAGCCGUCAGUACUCGUUGUGUGACUUCAAGUCCGAGCAUUUGGCCGAACAGAUGACACUUCUAGACUCAGACCUAUUUCUCAAGAUUGAGAUUCCCGAAGUGUUGGUUUGGGCUAAAGAGCAGAGGGAAGAGUUAAUCCCGAAUCUGAACACAUUUACCGAACACUUUAAUAACAUGUCUUAUUGGACGAGAUCUCGGAUUCUGGACGAGAAGGACUCGCGUGAAAGGGAACGACUUGUGUUGAAAUUUAUCAAAAUAAUGAAACAUUUGCGAAAACUAUCGAAUUUCAACUCAUAUUUGGCCAUUUUGUCGGCCCUCGACUCGGCGCCCAUCCGACGGCUCGAAUGGCAGAGGAAUAUCACCGAAAGUCUGAAAGAGUACAGCGCUCUCAUCGACUCGUCGUCCUCUUUCAGGGCAUACCGACAAGCCUUAGCCGAUACGGAGCCGCCCUGUAUUCCAUACAUAAAAAUGUUGCCUGAGAAAAAGUUGGCAAAACUGAAGGGCAAACCAACAGAGAUGUCGAGCAAAGAAAUGAUGAGCGCAUUGUCUGUGAAAAAGGAUGCAAUCGUUGAACAAUUGCUUCACUCAACCGAUUGUCAGACGCGUGACAUUGAAGACCAAAUGCAUGACUCGGGCGGCGGCGGAGGGCUUACGAUGAAUAGCAACUCAACACUCGUUCAGUACGUCGAGCGCCGACUGUUUCCCCAAAUGCAGGCCAUCGAUGAUCAGGAACUCCAUCGUCUCAUACAUUGCGAUCUACUCGACAAAGUGGUCAAUCAGUCCACCGAUACUACUCCUCAUACAGAACCAUGA
Medioppia subpectinata is the source of this 1201-nucleotide messenger RNA. The record is from the annotation of a GenBank genome assembly. Lineage: Eukaryota; Metazoa; Arthropoda; Arachnida; Sarcoptiformes; Oppiidae.